CUUUGCUUAUUGUUUACUGAGGACGCUUACAUGGUGUACAUCGGACCUCCCUCUCCGUUCUUACUGUAGAAAAUGGACAAUACAGCCUUUCUUCGCACACGACCUCCCCAGUCACCGCCAUCUGCUCUUCACGGUCAGACCUGAGUCGACCACGCGCCGCCGGUCACCUCAUCUCCCAUCGCCCCCCACCGCCUCGACCUCAUCUUCCCUCGGGGAAUACAAAACAGUCCAUCCCAUGUGAGAUCCAAGGGGACAUCGCGCUAGCGGGCCGCCUGUUUCUGGAUAUAGCGACGAACAAUGCUGCUUCGCGACAGAAUCCCAUGCGCCGAAGAGCGCUGCUCCACGCGGGCGCCUCUUCGAAGCAUGGGCCCGAGUCGCAUAUAUAAGACGUGAUAUGGACGAGAGCCGGCCCUCCCUGUGCAAUGCUUCCCCUCGCCUCUCUCGGAGUCGCCGCGCUCGGCGCCGCCGCCUUUGCGCGCGCCGGCCAGUUCGCCGACGUUGAUGGCGCGAUCGGCGCGGUCCCCCCGCGGUCCGGCCAGCGCAUCGCAGCCGCCGCCACAAACGCGACCGACGCGUCGUCCAGCGCCACUAACAGCACCUCCGCGGCGACGCCUGGCGCGUUGCGCGUGACGGAGAACUCGGGCAUCUGCGAGACGACGGAGGGCGUGAACCAGUACUCCGGCUAUGGCGACUUGUCCGAGGACGAGCACAUUUGGUUCUGGUUCUUCGAAUCCCGCAGUGAUCCCGAGAACGACCCGCUCGUGCUGUGGUUCAAUGGCGGGCCUGGUAGUUCCUCCAUGAUCGGCCUCUUGCAGGAGCUUGGCCCGUGCCGUAUCAACAACGAUUCCGCGGACGUAUCGCUGAACCCUUACUCGUGGAACAACAACGCAAACGUCGUAUUCAUUGACCAGCCUGUCGGUGUCGGCUUCUCGUAUGGGAAGACCGAGGUCGGGACGAGCCAGGAGGCUGCUUCGGACGUCUGGGACUUCCUCCAGAUCUGGCUGAAGGACGAUCACUUCAGCCACUUGCAGAAGAACGACCUCGCUAUCUGGACGGAGAGCUACGGUGGCCACUACGGUCCUACCUUUGCCUCAUACUUCCUCGACCAGAACGAUGCUAUCUCAUCCGGCAGCGUCGACGGCAUCACCUUGAACCUCAAGGUCCUUGGUGUUGGUGAUGGUCUUACUGAUCCUCUUCACCAGUACCCCGGCUAUGUCACCUACGCUGCGGCGAACCCGUACCACCAGCUUGUCAAUGACAGCGUCAUCAGUUCCGCCAACAGAUCUCUGACGAAGGAGGGCGGGUGCUUGGAUCAGGUUGCUGCCUGCUACGACAACGGAUCCAACGACGUAUGCAGCGAUGCGCAGAGCUACUGCAACAACUACAUCCUUAGCCCCCUCGGUGGUGACUGGGACGUCUACUACGUGCUCGCAAAGGAUCCCGACCCCUACCCCGCCGACAUCACCGACUACCUGGCCUCGGUUGCCAACACAAUCGGCGCCGAGUCCAACUGGUCGAUGACCAACUACGACGUCUACAGCAACUUCGCCUACACCGGCGACUGGAUGCGCAACUCAGCCAUCGACCUCGCGAAGGUCGUUGACGCGGGCGUGCGCACCCUCAUCUACGUCGGCGACGCGGACUUCAUCCUCAACUACCCGGGCAUCGAGGCUGAGCUCGAGGCCCUGAAUUCCACCCUCCAGUCCGACUUCAAUGGCCAGGACCUCCAGGCCUGGACCGUCAACGGCGUCGAGGCGGGCAAGUACAAGCAGGUCGGUGACCCGUCGGGCGGCAACAGCCUCGGCUACGUCCGCGUCUACGGCGCUGGGCACGAGGUGCCCGCUUACAAGUGGGACUCGCUGGAGGUCGGGCAAGCUGCGUUGCAGAUGUUCAGCCAAGUGAUGGGCGGGAAGGGCCUGACGAGCACGUAACGUCUGCUGCGCAGCUCUGAGAAUGGGCAAUGAAACUGCCUAUUUCUGCAAGUACUUACGAGUAUCUAUCUUGUAGAGGCGAUGGAGCCGAAAACAAAUCCAAAUUGACAAAUUGAAUGACUGAGGUUUUCUU
Messenger RNA from Schizophyllum commune H4-8, 2064 nucleotides. RefSeq names its product alpha/beta-hydrolase. Lineage: Eukaryota; Fungi; Basidiomycota; Agaricomycetes; Agaricales; Schizophyllaceae. The transcript has 6 exons. Bases 423 to 1931 code for a protein of 502 amino acids. Gene Ontology annotation, biological process: proteolysis. The record is from RefSeq and is a predicted model, not a curated record. Gene Ontology annotation, cellular component: fungal-type vacuole. Gene Ontology annotation, molecular function: serine-type carboxypeptidase activity.